This is a messenger RNA of Monopterus albus (swamp eel), 1084 nucleotides long. Its product is annotated as 2-oxoglutarate receptor 1. Gene Ontology annotation, biological process: G protein-coupled receptor signaling pathway. Gene Ontology annotation, molecular function: G protein-coupled receptor activity. Lineage: Eukaryota; Metazoa; Chordata; Actinopteri; Synbranchiformes; Synbranchidae. The annotation marks the transcript as partial. The record is from RefSeq and is a predicted model, not a curated record. Gene Ontology annotation, cellular component: plasma membrane. The transcript has a single exon.
UAGUUUGACAGAAAACAAAUAAUUUCUGUAAUCAGUCUGGUUUUAUUUAGAAAGCAACUUUUUCUAUCUUCAAAAAAACAUAGUUGAUGAAUAUCAGUGUAAUUUGUGUGUUAUUGUAGAAUGUACAGUUACAGGUAGCCCUGGAUCCUUCCCUUCACAAUUUGCCUUCCCUUCUCUGGUUUUUAUUUUACUCAACAGGGCUCAGCCAAUGGCUAGCAACUCCUCUGACAGAGAAGAUGACAACUGCACAGAUGUUGACAUACUGAUGAAACGUUAUUAUCUCCCAGUUGCCUAUGCCAUGAUCUUCACCGUAGGGCUGGUGGGAAAUUUAACCUGCAUUACUGUGUACCUGACAAAGCUGCAUCCGUGGAAGAGCAGCAGCAUCAUCAUGGUCAAUCUGGCCCUGGCUGAUCUCCUCUACAUCCUCACCCUGCCCUUCCUGGUUUAUACCUAUAGCAACCAGGAUUCAUGAAUGCUUGGUGAUUUCAUGUGCCGCUUUGUGCGCUUCAGGUUUCAUUUUCAACUGUAUGGGAGCAUCCUCUUCCUGACAUGUCUUGCAGUUUUCCGCUACGUGGUGGUGAUGCACCCGUUGAGGGCAGCACAGGUGCAGCAGAAGAUGUGGGGUAUUGUCGCAUGCUCGGCUGUCUGGAUUAUAGCCGCUGCCAAAAUUACACCCAUGUUGACCAUGCUAUCCUUGGAGAAGAGGAGCAAUGUGACCUACUGCCUGGACUUUGCUAGCAUCCCAUGUGUCGAUGAUAUACGGUGGUAUUGCUGGCUGCUCACUGCACUUGGAUUCCUACUCCCUUUGAUGGUGGUAUUCAUGUGUUACAUUGGUAUAAUUAAACAUUUAGUAAAAAGGCCCCGCUCAACUGGCCCUUGUCGGGUGCGUGCACGGCGCAUGACUGUGGUGAUACUAGUGGUGUUUGUCAUUUGUUUCCUGCCAUAUAACAUCUUACGUGUACUGCGAAUAGAAACUCGAAAAUUUCAAGAGAUGUCAUGCAUGAUUUACCACAUUGUUCAUGCAGCAUAUAUUAUCUCCAGGCCUCUGGCUGGUAUCAACACAUUUUUUAACCUGGCUCUGUAC